AUCCUCCGCUCCCGAUCUAGCUCCAGCUACACGGACUACUCCAGCAGCCCGGCCGGCUCCCCCGGACACGACUCCUUCUACACGGAGACCCCCAACCCCGGCAUCUCCUACCAGGGCAGUUUUGAGGAUGACGAUGAUGAUGAUUGGGAUGACUGGGACGAUGCUUGCACGGUGGUGGAGGAGCCCCGGAGCGCGCCGGGCACCAACGGGCACCCUUCGCCCAACCUGCAGUACCCGGCGGCGUACGGCCACCACCAGUACGCCGGUUACCGUCCCAAACCGGCGUUGGAGAGGCAGGACAGCAUGAGCUCCUCCAAGAGGGGGAGCGUGGUGGGGAGGAACCUCCACCUCCCUCCGGGGGUGGAAGCCUUCAUCCUGGGCGACGUGCCCCUGAUGUCCAAGAUCGCCGAGGCGUACUGCAUCGAGAUGGGCUCCAAAGGACCCCAGUGGAGGGCGAACCCCCACCCCUUCAUCUGCUCCGUGGAGGACCCGACCAAGCAAACCAAGUUCAAGGGCAUCAAGAGCUACAUCUCCUACAAGCUGACCCCCAGCAACAUCAACUCGCCCGUCUACCGGCGGUACAAGCACUUUGACUGGCUCUACAACCGCCUCCUGCACAAGUUCACGGUCAUCUCGGUGCCCCACCUGCCCGAGAAGCAGGCCACCGGGCGCUUCGAGGAGGACUUCAUCGAGAAGCGCAAGCGGCGGCUGAUCCUCUGGAUGGACAUACAUAUGACCAGCCCCCCCGUCCUCUCCCAGUACGAGGGCUUCCAGCACUUCCUCUGCUGCCGCGACGAGAAGCAGUGGAAGCUGGGCAAACGCCGGGCGGAGAAGGACGAGAUGGUGGGCGCCAGCUUCCUCCUCACCAUCCAGAUCCCCACGGAGCACCAGGACCUGCAGGAUGUGGAGGACCGAGUGGAUGCCUUCAAGGCCUUCAGCAAGAAGAUGGAUGACAGCGUCCUGCAGCUGACCAACGUGGCCUCGGAGCUGGUGCGCAAGCACGUGGGGGGCUUCCGGAAGGGGUUCCAGAAGCUGGGCAAUGGUUAAACCUUCCACAUGGACCCCCCCUACAGCUCAGACGCCCUCAACAACGCCAUCUCCCACACGGGCAAGACGUACGAGACCGUGGGGGAGAUGUUCGCCGAGCAGCCCAAGAACGACCUGUUCCUCAUGCUGGACACUCUCUCCUUGUACCAAGGGCUCCUCUCCAACUUCCCAGACAUCAUCCACCUCCAGAAAG
Molecule: messenger RNA, 1240 nt
Organism: Balearica regulorum gibbericeps (East African grey crowned-crane)
Lineage: Eukaryota; Metazoa; Chordata; Aves; Gruiformes; Gruidae
Source: RefSeq, a predicted model, not a curated record